GGCAUGGGAUCUGGCAUCAGACACCAGCCCUACRGAGAGGCUGCGGGCCACGCACCAGCGGUAAAUAUACGAGGGAGAGGGAUUUCCUCCCUCUGACUGAGACCAGGUCUUGAAGCGUGGGUGAAGGUUUCUCUUCACGGUGCAUGGACGGAAAGCCAAUGCGCAGGUGCACUAGUACUCGGCCAGGAGAGACCGGAAUGGACGUGACGAGCCGUUGCACCCUCGGAGAUCCCAACAAGCUGCCCGAGGGGGUGCCGCAGCCCGCCCGCAUGCCCUACAUCUCCGACAAGCACCCUCGGCAAACCCUGGAAGUGAUCAACCUGCUGCGGAAGCACCGGGAGCUCUGCGAUGUGGUGCUCGUAGUGGGCGCCAAGAAGAUCUACGCGCACAGGGUGAUUCUGUCCGCCUGCAGCCCCUACUUCCGAGCCAUGUUCACCGGGGAGCUCGCCGAGAGCCGCCAGACAGAGGUCGUGAUCCGAGACAUCGACGAAAGGGCCAUGGAGCUGCUCAUUGACUUUGCCUACACCUCGCAGAUCACCGUCGAGGAGGGGAACGUCCAGACCUUGCUCCCGGCCGCCUGCCUUCUGCAGCUGGCUGAGAUCCAGGAGGCCUGCUGCGAGUUCCUUAAAAGACAACUGGAUCCUUCCAAUUGCCUGGGCAUCCGAGCUUUUGCUGACACRCACUCGUGCCGAGAGCUGCUGAGGAUCGCGGACAAGUUCACCCAGCAUAACUUUCAGGAGGUAAUGGAGAGCGAGGAAUUCAUGCUGCUGCCUGCCAACCAGCUCAUCGACAUUAUCUCCAGCGACGAGUUGAACGUGCGCAGCGAGGAGCAGGUUUUCAACGCGGUCAUGGCCUGGGUGAAGUACAGCAUUCAGGAGAGAAGACCCCAGCUGCCACAGGUCCUGCAGCACGUCCGCCUGCCGCUGCUGAGCCCCAAAUUCCUUGUGGGUACUGUGGGCUCUGACCCUCUUAUCAAGAGUGAUGAAGAAUGCCGGGACCUAGUGGAUGAAGCUAAAAAUUAUCUGCUCUUGCCCCAAGAACGGCCACUGAUGCAGGGACCACGAACAAGACCACGCAAGCCCAUCCGCUGUGGAGAGGUGCUCUUUGCAGUGGGGGGCUGGUGUAGCGGGGAUGCAAUUUCCAGUGUGGAGCGCUAUGAUCCUCAAACCAAUGAGUGGCGGAUGGUGGCUUCCAUGAGCAAAAGACGCUGUGGUGUCGGAGUCAGUGUUCUGGAUGACCUCCUCUAUGCUGUGGGAGGCCAUGAUGGUUCCUCUUAUCUUAACAGUGUAGAAAGGUACGAUCCAAAGACCAACCAGUGGAGCAGCGACGUGGCCCCCACCAGCACCUGCAGGACCAGCGUUGGAGUGGCAGUUCUUGGGGGCUAUCUCUAUGCUGUGGGUGGCCAAGAUGGUGUCUCCUGUCUCAACAUUGUGGAAAGGUACGAUCCGAAGGAGAACAAGUGGACUCGUGUGGCUUCCAUGAGCACCAGGCGCCUGGGAGUGGCAGUGGCCGUGUUAGGAGGCUUCCUGUAUGCAGUGGGAGGCUCUGAUGGAACUUCUCCUCUCAACACUGUGGAACGCUACAACCCUCAGGAGAACCGCUGGCAUACGAUUGCACCCAUGGGCACGAGGAGGAAGCACCUGGGCUGCGCCGUGUACCAGGACAUGAUCUACGCCGUGGGAGGCAGAGAUGACACGACCGAGCUCAGCAGCGCGGAGAGGUACAACCCCCGGACGAACCAGUGGUCUCCCGUCGUGGCCAUGACGUCCCGCCGGAGCGGGGUGGGCCUCGCCGUGGUGAAUGGACAGCUAAUGGCAGUGGGGGGCUUUGAUGGGACAACGUACUUGAAGACCAUUGAGGUGUUUGAUCCAGAUGCCAACACGUGGAGGUUGUACGGAGGCAUGAACUACCGGCGGCUGGGAGGAGGCGUAGGAGUUAUCAAAAUGACACACUGUGAAUCUCAUAUAUGGUAAGCAGCAAGAGGGAGGGAGACCCGUGGCUCUCCUUCCUGGAAAAACUGAAGAGACUUCUUGACACUGGACCUCUUUGCAGCUCUAGUACGAACGGUUGGUCUAGGUCCAAGGUAACUCUUUGCCAGUGACUCUUUCUAGCAGAUUAUAAAAAYGACUUCAGUGAGCGUGCGCCCAGGAGAGGAUCGCGUUGUCAGACUCCGGGGAACCACUGGACAGAAGUAGGAGUGUUGCUUAUGUCCUUAUUUUUUUCCAAAUAGCCUGCAUUUUUGGAUAAACCAAACUGUUAAAGUCGUUAUAGUGCAAACAAUACCAACGUAGGGACUACAAGCUAUACCGGGAGUCUGACAAGAGGAGGGUUUCCCUGUUUUCCCUCCUCCUGUGAGCAGCUGACAUGGGCGAAGGAGGAAGGUGAUGCAGCAAACAUUGCUUUUGCCUUAUUUACAGAGAGCUUCAAAAAAGUACUUGACCUGCAAGGUGCCACCUUUGCGCAGAAACCUUUCUGUGCACAGAGUAUAUUUAUUUUUUCAUUUGAUUUGUAUCAUGUAUUUUCUUUGUAUCGCUCACAAUGGUUGAUUCCAGCUUUUUUAUAUGCAUAUAGAUGUGUGCAUAGAUAUAUUUUAUAUAUGUAUAUGUGCACGUGUAUGUGCGGUUUCUGUUUUGACAAGCUGAGGGUUAGGGCAGGGCUAUGUCCUGCAGGCUGUUGUGGUUCCAGCCCUUGUUGUGUGUAUUGGGAUCUCGUUGAGUACAGGAGAGCUCUGAAGAUGGGUGCCCCRAGUGUCUUAUCUGGCUUGCUGGAGGUAGAACUGGAACUCCCCACCUAUCGGCUGAAUCAGUGAAGUGCCCAAAAAGAGGGUGAGAGUGAAAAGGAUUUUAAAUGAUGCCUUUUUUAUUGUGCAGUGUAUGGUGCAAAGGUUAAGCUUUUUUUUUCUCUCCCCUCCCCUGUAUAUGAACCUAGAAACAACUUGUCACUGCUCACCUGUAAAACCCUUUUCUCACUCCUUUUCUCAUUGAUAUCUGCUGGAUAUCAGUUCUUGUGUGAAGCUGCAAUGCAGGUACCACUUGUGAAUUCUGACUAGCCUAGGUAAGUGCUCACUUCUCAGGUUCUUGCUACCGUGGCAGACCCUCAGCCAGCUCCUGCUGAAAAAACCUUAGACCAGCAUCAUCUUAGUCGCCCCCUGACCCCUUCUGUGUGUUCAGAAUUCCUGUUAGAAAACAGUGACUGUGAGGAGAUGGUGCCCACCCUUCCACUGGUUUUCAUGCACUUCACCUGUGUUUGCUGGAGGGCAGGGAAAGGUGUGAGGCUCGUUAGAGGGGAGAGGGAAGAGGCCACUGGAGUUGGCAGGUGGAGGUGGAAGGAGCAGCUCCACUCUAGACUUGGAGGUUCUGACAUAUUUGCCUGUACGGACAGGGCCACCCAGUGCCAAACGGUGAGUUGUUGCACCUGAUAUGUAACUUUGGACCUUUCCAAAUCUGACUUUUAAAGAGGAUUGUGAAUUCUUGAGAUGAACAAGGCACUGCUGACAUCUUGAGUUCUUUAACGUCAUGGUUUGAUUCUUGGCAUUUUAAUGUUCUUGAAUAUAGUAAAAAAUACACUACAGUAAUAAAUGGGUCAUUCAAACUUUUUAAAAGCCCCUCUUUUCC
Molecule: messenger RNA, 3614 nt
Organism: Nothoprocta perdicaria
Lineage: Eukaryota; Metazoa; Chordata; Aves; Tinamiformes; Tinamidae
Gene: KLHL20
Product: kelch like family member 20
Exons: 12
Coding region: 144-1973 (609 amino acids)
Molecular function (GO): protein binding
Source: RefSeq, a predicted model, not a curated record